Molecule: messenger RNA, 2250 nt
Organism: Meleagris gallopavo (turkey)
Lineage: Eukaryota; Metazoa; Chordata; Aves; Galliformes; Phasianidae
Gene: TRMT61B
Product: tRNA methyltransferase 61B
Biological process (GO): tRNA methylation
Cellular component (GO): mitochondrion; tRNA (m1A) methyltransferase complex
Molecular function (GO): tRNA (adenine(58)-N1)-methyltransferase activity
Source: RefSeq, a predicted model, not a curated record
GCGCCGCCUGCGGAAUGGCGUCAUCACAGAGCGCGCCGUCUGCGGGAUGGCGUCUCCCGCCCGGCUCCUCCGGCGGGCCUUUUCCUCAGCGUCCGACGGGCGGAGGCGGAGGAGGGCGUGGGAGGCUUCGCUGUCACCUCUGGAGAGACUGAAGCGGCUGCUGCCGCCAGAGGAGGCGGCGACGGUGGAGCGCUGCGCGGAGCCCCGCUCCUCUGCCUCCCCACAGACGUCUACUGAGGAGAAAAUGGCGGCGCCGAGCGCGGCGCCCACCGCGGCGCCUUCCCCGCGGGGACACCACGAGGAGAAAAUGGCGGCGCGCCACAACCCGCUCCGCGCGGGGGAGCUGGCGCUGGCGGAGCUGCGAAGGAAGCACAACGCGACGCUGAAGCUGCUGUGCCGCUUGGAGGCAGGCGGGGUGCUGAACUCGCACGGCGGGCUCCUGCCGCACCGUGACAUCAUCGGGCGGCUGCCCGGGCAGCUGCUGCGCUCCUCGGCCGGGGCGCGGCUGCUGCUGAGGCGGCCCUCGCUGGACGAGUACGUGCUGCUGAUGCCGCGGGGACCCACCAUCGCCUACCCCAAGGAUAUCAGUGCCAUGCUGAUGAUGAUGGACAUCCACCCAGGAGACGUUGUGUUGGAAAGCGGCAGCGGGUCUGGUGCUCUUAGCUUGUUUCUGUCGAGAGCGGUUGGGCCCGAGGGACGUGUUAUCAGUUAUGAAAUCAGAGAUGACCAUCACAACUUAGCAAAGAAGAAUUACAGGCAUUGGCGUACAACAUGGAAAAUAGGACAUAUGGAAGAGUGGCCAGAUAACGUGGAUUUCAUUCUUAAAGACAUCUCAAGAGCUGCUGAGGAUAUGAAAUCUUUAACGUUUGAUGCAAUAGUUCUGGAUAUGCUUAAUCCUCAGUCUGCUCUGUCUGUUGUACACCCCAGUCUUAAAGAGGGUGGUGUGUGUGCUGUGUAUUUAGCUAACAUCACACAGGUUGUAGACCUUUUAGACAGAAUACGGACGUGCAGGCUCCCUUUUGCCUGUGAAAAGAUCGUUGAGGUAACCCAUAGAAAUUGGUUGGUGCUCCCUGCUAAAAUCAAGAAUUGCAAAUCAAGCCAAAGAGUGGAAACUCAAGAAGAUAUCGAGGAAGAUCCUCAACAGAAAGAAAGUGAUGAAAUCCAAACUGAGGAUCAAAUACUUCUUAAUGAAGGUGAAGGCGAUGGAUCAUUUCCUGAUGAUGCUGAAACACACUGCUCAGCACCUUACAUUGCGAGACCAUCUCGUUGGCAGGACGCUCAUUCAGCAUUCCUCACCAAGCUGAGAAAGUUUCGACCACCACUUUCUUGAUGCUCCUGCUGUUAGCUGCUAAUCUGAGUGUUGUAUCAGAAUAAAGAGUUACAAAAUAGCUAUAUUUUGCAAGUUUUGUAACUUCUAGGUAAUUCCUGCUUUGAUUUCUAUUGCAUAUCAGACUCUUAAAACCUACUUGCUAUUUAAAGGGAAAUGUUUUAACAGUCAUCAUGUAUGGCACUGCAGUGCAACACCAAUUGUUCUGCAAAGCACAGCCUCUGUUUCUUUGUUCAGUGCAUUUCAUUCUUCAUUCCUUGUAAACCAAUCCAUGGAUUUGUCUUGGUUGGAGGUGUUAUCUCUUCUCCUUUUGCCGGACAGGCUCUGACAGUCUACCAAAAAUCAGGAGGGGGAAAAAAAUUGGUAAGAAAACUUUUGAGAUGCUAGUGAAGCAGCUUCCAACUUGGCUCCAUACCAACUGGUUGCUAUUGGGUUCUUUAAGAACAGUGUUUGCACAACUGUAAUGGAAACUGAAAUUCACUGAACUUGUUCUUUUGAUAAAGCUGUGCUUGUUUCUAAGAAAAAAUACCAGUUGUUGAUAAGAAUUGCUUUGGUUCACUUCCAGCAACUAUGCUGAGAUCUGCCAUGGUAUUUAUUAGCUUUGCUAUGAGGUACUCAAAUGGUCAAAACAGACACAGAGCUAUAAAUUAACUGGAACUUGAAGGUUAAUUAACUGAAACUAACCCUUAAUAAGUAAGUAUACUAAGAACACUGCAGUAUGUCUUUGCAGAACUGGGGCCUUAGCACAGGAAGUUUACAUCUCACGGGUUCCACUCUCAAUUAUAACGAAACAUUAGACAACUGCUCUGAGUAACAGAGACUUCUCAUGUAAAGGCUCAGGAGACAGCUUUGAGUAGUUCACUGUGUAAAGAUUCUACUCUGUAAAACAAUUUUUGCAAUAAACUCUUAUAUUCUUUUCCAUA